Molecule: messenger RNA, 1119 nt
Organism: Insectozyma verbasci
Lineage: Eukaryota; Fungi; Ascomycota; Pichiomycetes; Serinales; Debaryomycetaceae
Source: the annotation of a GenBank genome assembly
AUGCUUAAAUGGGUUCAAUCAGGUUUAUCUGCUGUUGCAGGUACAGCAGAACCAGAAUAUGGUGCAGAUGCAAUUCAACCAAUUACUAACAGAAUUGAAAAUAAUCAAAUUUAUAGAACAACCAACGAAACAGAUUUUAAAUGGAUUUCUCCAAAUUAUACGAAUGUUGAAACUCAAACUUUUUAUUUCACUGAUUUAACUACUAAAAAUGUUGGAUUUGCUCAAAUUAUUCAUUCAAAUGUUAUGGGAGUUCAUACAACUGCUCAAUUUACAUUUAGAUUAUAUAAUCCUGAAAAACCUAAAGAAGUAAAUAUUUGGACUUCUACCAAAUUAGAAAAUUUUAGAAUUGAAGGUGCUAAUUUUUAUGCUGAUAAUUUAUCAUUAGAAAUUACUGAUAAUAAAAUUUAUAAAUUUAUUUCAAAAGUUCAACCUGAAUCAAUUAUUGAAUUUGAAAUGGAAAGAAUUAGUGAUGGGAUAAUUUUUGGUAAUGAUGGUUUUACUUAUUAUGGAGAAGAUCCAAAACAACCAUGGGGUUCAAUGAGACAUUUAUUUUGGCCAAGAUGUAAAAUUAAUGGUAAAAUUAUAACUAAAAAUUUUGGAGAAAUUAAAAUUGAAAAUGGUUUAACAAUGUUUGUAAUGGCUUUACAAGGUAUGAAACCACAUCAUGCUGCUAAAUCAUGGAAUUUUUUAAAUUUUCAAUCAGAAAAUUAUUCAAUUGUUCAAAUGGAAUUUACAACUCCAAAAUCUUAUGGUACCACAAAAGUUAAUAUUGGUAUAAUUGUUAAAAAUGAUAAAAUUGAAUAUGGAUUAAUAAACAAUGAAGUUGUACAUUUACAACCUGAAGUUGAUGAAGUUGGUUGGCCAGUACCAAAAGAAAUUGAAUUUAAAUAUUUACAAGAUGAUAAACAAGUUGGUUUAUGUAAAGGUAAAUUAACAAAUUUAAUUGAAAGAGUUGAUGUUAUGGCUGAAAUUCCUCAAUUUGUUAAAAAUAUUGUUUCAGGAGUAGCUGGUGCAAAACCUUAUAUUUAUCAAUAUUGUAAUGAAUUUGAGUUUGAAAAUGAUAAAGGUGAAAUUGAAAAAGGUAUUGGUUUUAAUGAAGUUACUUUUAUUUCAGAAUAG